Molecule: messenger RNA, 1108 nt
Organism: Alosa alosa (allis shad)
Lineage: Eukaryota; Metazoa; Chordata; Actinopteri; Clupeiformes; Clupeidae
Gene: gamt
Product: guanidinoacetate N-methyltransferase
Exons: 6
Coding region: 134-838 (234 amino acids)
Biological process (GO): creatine biosynthetic process
Cellular component (GO): cytoplasm; nucleus
Molecular function (GO): guanidinoacetate N-methyltransferase activity
Source: RefSeq, a predicted model, not a curated record
GUACUGGGCUACCCUCUACUGACUCUUGCAUAAUCAGCACUUCUUGUCGCAUAUAAAGACACGUCGUCGCCACCAAGUCCUCUUCCAAUACACUGGCCUCUUCACCUCAGUGACCACUCUACAACACUUCAACAUGACCACUGCAAAGCCCAUAUUCAACCAAGGAGAGGACUGCAAAGCCGGGUGGCACGACGCUACAGCUGGCUACAAUGAGACCGACACACAUCUCGAGAUUCUCGGAAAGCCCGUAAUGGAACGUUGGGAGACUCCAUACAUGCACUCACUCUCGACUGUUGCUGGGUCAAAGGGAGGCAGAGUCCUGGAGAUUGGUUUUGGAAUGGCCAUCGCUGCUACUAAGCUGGAGAGCCUCCCCAUCGAGGAGCACUGGAUCAUUGAGUGCAACGAUGGUGUCUUCCAGAGGCUACAGGAGUGGGCCAAGUCUCAGCCUCACAAAAUUGUUCCAUUGAAAGGGCUGUGGGAGGAUGUCGUCCCCACACUACCAGACAAUCACUUCGAUGGCAUUUUGUAUGACACAUACCCCCUGUCUGAAGACACAUGGCACACACAUCAGUUCAACUUCAUUAAGGGCCAUGCCAACAGAUUGCUGAAAUCUGGAGGAGUUCUCACCUACUGCAAUCUCACCUCCUGGGGAGAGCUGCUGAAAAAUAAAUAUGACAAUAUUGAGAAAAUGUUCCAGGAGACCCAAGUGCCCCAUCUGCUUGAGGCUGGCUUCAAGAAGGAGAACAUCAGCACGACCCUGAUGGACAUCAUUCCCCCUACUGAAUGCAAAUAUUAUUCCUUCCGCAAAAUGAUCACACCAACCAUUCUGAAGUUGUAAGGCACUAGCCAGUGACUGCCCCUUUUAUAGUUCUCCUUCUACACUGGAACCUCCUGACUCAGAAUAGCCAUGAGCUACUGAAUCAACCUCUGCCCAUUUGCUGCAAGUUUAACACAACCUUGAAAACGGUUACCUUUACUAACACCUCAUCAGUACGAUGUAGCAGUUUUUCUAUAUAUGAAAUAAUUUCAUAAAGGUACACCAUUCCACAAUUCUGAGUUCUGUCCUGUAUCUUUUCAAAAUAAAUCUAUCUCCAAUUUGUUUGUUGUA